Cyprinodon tularosa is the source of this 6115-nucleotide messenger RNA. RefSeq names its product hyperpolarization activated cyclic nucleotide-gated potassium channel 2b (gene hcn2b). Lineage: Eukaryota; Metazoa; Chordata; Actinopteri; Cyprinodontiformes; Cyprinodontidae. The record is from RefSeq and is a predicted model, not a curated record. The coding region runs from base 1 to 3180 and encodes 1059 amino acids. The transcript has 8 exons. Gene Ontology annotation, biological process: transmembrane transport; potassium ion transport. Gene Ontology annotation, cellular component: membrane. Gene Ontology annotation, molecular function: voltage-gated potassium channel activity.
AUGGACGAGGCGGAGGUAGGCGAGGAGGAGCCAGGCUUCCAGCAGCCUGCGCCUCCUGUAGUAGCUGCCAGUUUUAGCGGAUGCUCUAAUGAUGGGAGCGGCGGGGGGACAGAGAUGAAGAGAUUCACACUUGGAGGCGGGGCCGCGCGCAAAAACUCCAACAACAACAACGAACUGUGGCUCCUGCAGGACGAGGACUCCUAUAAAGAACCUCUGGGCGCAGCUGACAGCGCCGCCUCUGCUUUGUUAUGUCCGGGGGAAGCUACUGGCAGCCGGGGUGGCUCAGUGUCAGACCACAGGAGGGACACAGUCUCAGAGGCAUCAGGCGCGGGGCCCAUCGGAAUGAUAUGCAACAAGAACGGAGACUGUAGAAGGGACCCAACCAGUUCAGGGAGUCUGUCUUCUCUCAUCUCCAGACAAGAAAGGCAAACAGAUGGAGACGUAGGGAGUCAAGAGGAAAAGGGGCAGGCUGGGAGGAUGGACGCCUCUGGUACCUCAGCGGGCUCCCUGACUCAGGGCCCCACCGGGACUGAGGUCAAGACCACCGCACCGAUGGAGAAGAAGGACUCAAGAGUUUCUUUUUCCAGCGCUCCGACUGGCAAAGGUCAAACCCCGAGUGCGCAUUCAAGAAACUCUGUCACUUUCACUAAAGCGGAGGACAGUUCUCAGAUAGUUCCGGACGAUGGGGACUCCAGGGGGAACCAGACCUACAUGCAGCGGCAGUUCAGCUCCAUGCUCCAGCCUGGAGUUAAUAAAUUCUCCUUGCGCAUGUUUGGGAGCCAGAAGGCGGUGGAGAAGGAGCAGGAGCGCGUAAAAUCUGCGGGUAACUGGAUUAUCCACCCAUACAGCGACUUCAGGUUCUACUGGGACUUCACCAUGUUGAUGUUCAUGGUUGGCAACCUGAUCAUCAUCCCAGUAGGCAUCACAUUCUUCAAAGAUGAGACAACAGCACCCUGGAUCAUCUUUAACGUGGUCUCAGAUACCUUCUUUCUUAUGGACCUGGUGCUCAACUUCCGGACAGGGAUUGUCUUUGAAGACAACACUGAGAUCAUCUUGGAUCCCAAGAAGAUCAAGCAAAAAUACCUGAAGAGCUGGUUUAUUGUGGACUUUGUUUCCUCCAUACCUGUGGAUUAUAUCUUCCUCAUUGUGGAGAAGGGGAUCGACUCAGAGGUAUACAAAACGGCCCGGGCACUUCGCAUCGUCCGGUUCACAAAGAUCCUGAGUUUGCUGCGCCUCCUCAGGCUGUCAAGGCUCAUCCGUUACAUCCACCAGUGGGAGGAGAUCUUCCACAUGACCUACGACCUGGCCAGCGCUGUGAUGCGAAUAAUCAACCUGAUCGCGAUGAUGCUGCUGCUGUGCCACUGGGACGGCUGUCUGCAGUUCCUUGUUCCCAUGCUGCAGGACUUUCCAUCUGACUGCUGGGUCUCACUUAACAAGAUGGUGAAUGAUUCAUGGAGCGAGCUCUAUUCCUUUGCCCUCUUCAAGGCCAUGAGCCACAUGCUGUGCAUUGGAUACGGAAGACAAGCCCCAGAGAGCAUGUCGGACAUCUGGCUGACCAUGCUCAGUAUGAUCGUGGGAGCAACAUGCUACGCCAUGUUCAUUGGCCAUGCGACCGCACUCAUCCAGUCUCUGGAUUCUUCAAGGCGGCAAUACCAGGAAAAGUACAAGCAAGUGGAGCAGUACAUGUCAUUCCACAAACUGCCGGCUGACUUCCGACAGAAAAUCCAUGACUAUUAUGAGCACAGAUACCAAGGCAAGAUGUUUGAUGAAGAGAGCAUCCUGGAGGAGCUUAAUGAGCCUCUGAGAGAGGAAAUUGUUAACUUCAAUUGCCGUAAACUGGUGGCGUCAAUGCCGCUGUUCGCCAACGCCGAUCCAAACUUUGUGACAGCCAUGUUGACCAAACUGAGAUUUGAAGUCUUCCAACCUGGAGACUACAUCAUCAGAGAAGGCACCAUUGGCAAGAAGAUGUACUUCAUUCAGCACGGGGUGGUGAGCGUUCUGACUAAAGGAAGCAUCGGCAUGAAGCUGAUGGACGGCUCCUACUUUGGUGAGAUCUGCCUGCUGACCCGAGGCAGAAGAACAGCCAGUGUGCGAGCAGACACCUACUGCCGCCUGUACUCUCUCUCGGUGGAUAACUUCAAUGAAGUGCUAGAAGAGUAUCCCAUGAUGAGAAGGGCCUUUGAGACGGUUGCAAUUGACAGACUGGACAGGAUAGGCAAGAAGAACUCAAUCCUGAUGCACAAAGUCCAGCAUGAUCUCAAUUCUGGUGUUUUCAACAACCAUGAAAAUGAGAUGAUUCAGGAAAUAGUCAAAUAUGAUCGGGAGAUGGUUCAGCAAGUGGAUGUACCCCGGCCACGAGCUAUGUCAAUGACACCUCCACUUCCUGGUGGGAUUUUUUCUCCUCCAGCUUCUUCCACUCAGCCUCGAGACUCAGCAAUUGCAACUCUACAACAAGCUGUGGCGAUGAACUUUUGUAACCCCAUGCAAGGAAACUCGAUGGGAGCAGGGACCUUGCAGUCUCCUAGGAUGGUGAGAAGAUUUCAGGUGAUGCAAAGUGUUUCCAGCCCAGUCUCUGCUUCUCCGCUACAGUCACAGCUCCUAGCCUCCGGUGCCUUUGCUCCAGUCUUGGCCAGUCCCCCAAUUCAGAGCCCAUUAGCCACAGGAGGACGAGCAUUCCAGUAUGGAUCCAGUGCACUGGCUGGUCCUAACUCAGGCUCCCAGCUGUCUCUGGUUCAACAGCAUAUAGCCAGUCCUGCACACCGGCCCAGCAUGCAUAAGAGCACCCAUUCUUUGCACCUGGGGAGUCUGAGCCAAGAUGUCAGGGCCCUAUCCGCCUCACAGCCCUCAUUGCCCCAUGAAGGGGUGCAACCAACUGUCUCCAGUCCACCCCACUCAGCACAAGUUUCUUCCACUUCUAUUGGACCCCCUCAAACCCUGUCAGGCCCUACAAGCAUUCUGAGUGCAGUACCUCAUAGGGUGGUACUCCCCCAUCAAAUGUCAACCGGGGCCUUUCCUGUAGCAUCUUUGCCUGGUUCUCUGCAUGGUUUUGCAACAGGGAUGGCAGUAGGUAGCAUUGGAACAGGUCAGGCGGACACAGGUCCCCCUAAAAAGGACUCAAUAGUAAGCCUUCCAGAGACAGACCACGCCAAGGUGAGAUCUAGGCUAUCCUCAAACUUGUGAUUUUAAUUAAACUGUUCUGGGAGACUGACUGAUUGAGGAGACUAAUCACAGGAACAUCUUCCUCUUCUUUUUUCCAAGUCUGACUAUUUGAAUGUAUGGAUGUUGAGUGAGCUGGGAACAUCUAAGACAUUUAAAUCUAGUGACAUUUGAUUCUGCCACACAGAGAUGUUUCUACUCACAGCUGUAGUUGAACAGAUAAGUAGAGAUAAAGUAGAGUUUUUCUCAACAUAGUCAACAAUAUAUUCUUCAGUGUCUCAUUCACUUCAUAUAAAGCAAAUCCGGGGUUGAGUGUUUGAAAGAAAUUUUUCAGGUACAUAGGCCUACUUCAGAUAUCAGAAGGUUAAACUUCAUUGGUAAUUAUUUACUGUACCAUAAAAAUCCACCAGAACUCCUUUUAAACUUAUUAGCUUUGGUAUUGGAGAAAAAUUUGUUUUAUUGUCCCCUUUAAAUUAUGUUUACACCUUAUUGGUAAGCACAUAAAAUAAAAUAAAUUAAAAAAUUUAACUACCUUAAAACAAACCCUAAUAGCCAUAUCAAUGAUGGUAUAUUAUAAAUGGAUUGUUGAUAGUAUAAAAAAGAAAAGAAAAAAAAAAGCAACCCUUUUACCUGAAUUUCAUGCAGCAAAAAUAUAAUACUCCAAAGACACUAGGGGACCAGUAGCUCCUUAAUAAAUAAGAGCUUUGGUCUAAGGUAGAGGACCAUCAGAUUCUUAAAAUUAGUCAUGCACAAGAUGCACAAUUUUAUAGGCUCCCUUCACAUUAGAUUAAUGCUGACCUAAAUUGUGCGGAACCUCCACAACUGUUUAAAAUGUGUAAACCAAAUGUUUAUGCAAGGCAAUGUUAUUCUGCUGUGCCUUCAGCGUUUACCUUGGUAAAUUUCUUGCUUUUUCACAAUUCCACAGCCACAUACAUUUCCUGUCAAUCUAUAAAAUCAGUAAAUACAUUUUGAGGAGUUCUGCACCUACCCCAUCAGUUUUAACAUCAUGAUUUUUUUUAACUGCAUGAAAUGAUGCAGAUCAAGGGAUUUUAGAAUACUUUCCACUGCAUAGCAUGCAGUGAUGAGUAAUACUGUCAGUGGAAUACCUGACUUGGCAAGUCUCUCUGAUGUUAUGGUGCGAGUUUACUCUGGAAUGAAGGGGGCCUUGGAAAGAGAAGUAAUCAUGGACUCUUCACUGACAUGAUCUCAUCAUACCAAUUUUUAUUGGUGUGUAAACUCUUCAAAAACUAAUUAUUUAAGAACAUUAAAAUGUGGGGAAAAUGUUUUUUGUUUUUUUUUCUAGACCAUUGAUUUAUAUGCAAAUGAUCACCAUUUACUAACUUUAUAGGUCAUAAAUCUAAAGAGAAUGAAUUAUCCAUUUCACAUCACUAUGGACCUUGCUCUUUUGAUGGUUCAACAACACCUAUUCCACACAAUAGAAAAUGCUACUAUCAGCCAGAAAUGUUACAGAAAUGUAUUCAAAAUUCAGCAGCUGGUUGAGUAAGGUAACAUUUUUAUAUAAUAAACUAUAGAUCUGAAUCUUAAUGGAAAUCACCAGUAUAAGGUUGUAAAGAACAGAUAAACAUCCUUAUAUGUGCUGGAUGUUUCAAAAGGUGACAGAAAAAAGUUUAUUUUGGACCUCUGAAAUGCUCAAUUACGAAUCUGAAUGGAUUCUAGUGAGCCUUUCCUGUUACCUAGACUUGAACUGUUAUUCACUGCCAUUUACAUUCUAGAAGCUUAUUACAAGUUUAUUUUAAAUUCAAAUCCCUGUCAUCACAAUGUAAAUUCAUUCUUUUCUAACCCUGAAUUUUCACUUGCCUUUAGUGGCCGUUAAGGCGAUGCAUCACUAUGCCAAAGUCAAUUCUCACAAAUAAUGUAUCGCCUGUUACCCCCGCAAUUUAGAUAAACAGCCAAGGACAGUGCUGAUCCUUUGCUGGAUGCAUAUUGCAGUUUCCCUCUGUCAUUGAUGCUGCAGUAAGAGUUCAUCCAAUGCCACUGAUUUGUGUCCAAAAGCAUUAGGAAGAAGACCCCUUUUUCCUGGAAGUGACUUUCCAUUCACCUCAGCUUACUAUUGCCUGAAUCAUUACAUGGUAAUGAGAGUGGAAAAUGAAAUCCCUCAGGCCUGUUUGGGUCUGUUAUUAUCAUCCUUCAACUGGAUUUCAUUAUUCUGUGCCAAUAAUGAGUUCCUUUCCUAUGAUCAUUCUGCAUUUUUGUCCUGUUUAGUUUGCACUCCUGCACGUUCAUCUACCAUGAGAGUCCCAAAUUUGAAAAAGUAGACAGUUUUAAGUGUUGUAAAACAGUAUAUUUUUUCUUGUGUUUUCUGUCUCAUGAUAAAAUUCUGCCACUGGAACUCAUUUGAGUCCUCCAGCAUAAUUGAUAUUAUAAGAAUUGUGUUUAUUCUAUACUGUUUCCAGGGGGCACAGUUUUAUAUAUAUAUAUAUAUUAUAUAUAUAUUCUCAAAGCUACUGAUCAACUGAGAUGUAGAUUUUGUACUGCCUUUUGAGUUGAAAGCAAAUUAUCUGAAAAAGGUUAAACAUUUCAGUUGAAAAAUGUUACAUGCUAAUUCAAGAGUACCACCUUUAGACCCACAACAUGGUGAACCCUGAAUGGGCUACAUCAGCAGAUGACUACACAUAGGGUGUUCACUAAGAACAUGAAGCUGAGACCUCAGUUUGCACAGAUUCACAGGAAUCUGACCUCCACACAAGCUGGAUAAUUCUUCCCCUGUCAGAUGGGCCUUAAUUUCAGCUGCAACAUUCUAUAGGUAGAAGUACUUAUAUAGCACUUUUUCAAGUCAGGCAACUUGACCAAAGUCCUUUAUACUACAUUCAGUCAUUCACCCAUUCAGAUACACUGAUGGUGGCAAGCUAUAUUGUAGCUACAGCUGCACUGUUGCUCACUGACCGAAGCCAGGCUGAUGUACACUGAGGCCAUCGGUCCCUCUGACCACCAUCAGUAG